Molecule: messenger RNA, 2601 nt
Organism: Empidonax traillii (willow flycatcher)
Lineage: Eukaryota; Metazoa; Chordata; Aves; Passeriformes; Tyrannidae
Gene: DDX27
Product: DEAD-box helicase 27
Exons: 20
Coding region: 30-2384 (784 amino acids)
Molecular function (GO): nucleic acid binding; RNA helicase activity; ATP binding
Source: RefSeq, a predicted model, not a curated record
CCGCGCACGCGUGUCCCGGGGGCUCGGCCAUGGCCACGCUGCAGAGCCUGGGCCUGGUGGGCACCAUCGCCGAGGGGGACGCGGGGCCCGAGGAGCCCGAGUCCGACGACUCCGAGGAUGAGCAGGAGCCGUGCCGGGCGCCGGGCCCCAGGCGGCGGGGCCACAGGAGCGGCGACUUCAGCGCCGCGUUCGUGUUCGGCGAGGCGGAGGCCGGCGGGGAGGACGCCUGGGCGGCGGCGCUGCGGCAGCUCCGCGGCAAGAGAGCAGCUACGACGCUGGAUGAGAAGAUCGAGAAAGUGAGACAGAAAAGGAAGCUCCAGGAAAGGGAAGCUAAACAAGCUAAAGUGAGAGAUGAAGAUGCGGAGGCUGAGGAUAAUCAAACCACAAAGAAGGAAUGUGAGGAUUUUAGUAGGGAUGACGAAGAUGUGGAGUCUGAGUAUUCACUGGAUGAUGAAAGUAUCUUCACAAAAGCAGAUAAGGUCAAAGUGAAGGAGCGGAGGAAAUCAAAAAAGGGACAAGUGGAAGCAGAGACGUUUUUUGAAGAUGCCUCUCAAUACGAUGAUAACUUGUCAUUCCAGGACAUGAAUCUUUCACGACCUUUGCUAAAGGCAAUCACAGCUCUUGGUUUCAAGCAACCAACUCCGAUUCAGAAGGCUUGUAUCCCAGUGGGUCUUCUGGGAAAGGAUAUUUGUGCCUGUGCUGCCACUGGGACAGGUAAAACAGCUGCCUUCAUCUUGCCUGUCCUUGAGCGCCUGAUUUACAAACCCCGUCAGGCUCCAAUAACACGGGUAUUGGUUCUUGUGCCAACACGAGAACUGGGUAUUCAGGUGCACUCUGUCACAAAACAGCUGGCACAGUUCAGCAGUGUCACAACUUGCCUCGCAGUAGGUGGCCUGGAUGUGAAGACUCAGGAAGCAGCUCUGCGCUCUGGGCCAGACAUUCUUAUCGCCACUCCCGGGCGACUGAUCGAUCAUCUCCACAACUGCCCUUCUUUCCACCUGAGCAGUGUUGAGGUGCUGAUUUUGGAUGAAGCGGACAGGAUGCUGGAUGAGUACUUUGAGGAACAGAUGAAGGAAAUAAUCAAGUUGUGCUCCCACCACCGUCAGACAAUGCUUUUCUCUGCCACAAUGACAGAGGAGGUGAAGGAUUUGGCUUCUGUUUCCCUGAAAAAUCCCGUCCGAAUUUUCGUGAACAGCAACACGGAUGUCGCGCCUUUCCUGCGGCAGGAAUUUAUCCGGAUCAGACCCAACCGAGAGGGGGACCGUGAGGCCAUUGUAACAGCUCUCCUGACACGAACGUUCCGGGAUCACGUGAUGCUGUUCACCCAGACCAAGAAGCAGGCCCACCGAAUGCACAUCCUGCUGGGACUGAUGGGGCUGCGGGUUGGGGAGCUGCACGGGAACCUCUCCCAGGCACAGCGGCUGGAAUCACUCAGGCGCUUUAAGGACGAGCAGAUUGACAUCCUGGUAGCUACAGAUGUGGCUGCACGUGGACUUGAUAUCGAAGGUGUUAAAACAGUGAGUAUUUGCAGUGCUGAGGUUUUUAAUGACGUUUCCUUUAAUGCUGUUUCCCUGCUAACACGGUUUCCGUUGCAGGUUAUCAAUUUUACCAUGCCCAACACCACCAAGCACUACGUCCAUCGUGUGGGUCGCACAGCCAGAGCGGGCAAGGCUGGGCGUUCAGUCUCACUUGUGGGUGAGGAGGAGCGCAAGAUGCUGAAGGAUAUUGUCAAGACUGCUAAAACUCCAGUGAAGGCCAGAAUUCUCCCCCAAGAUGUCAUACUAAAAUUUCGAGAGAAGAUUGAGAAUCUAGAGAAAGAUAUCUAUGCAGUUCUGUGCUUGGAGCGUGAGGAACGUGAGAUGCAGCAGUCAGAAGCCCAGAUCAAUAAGGCAAAGAAGCAGCUGGAGACAGGAAAAAAAGAGACUGGGAGUGAGAGUUUGGAGCGGAGCUGGUUUCAGACCCGUGAGGAGAGGAAGAAGGAGAAAUUGGCUAAAGCCCUGCAGGAAUUUGACCUAGCAUUACGAGGGAAAAAGAAAAGGAAGAAAUUUAUGCAGGACACACAGAAAAAAGCCCAAAUGACUCCAGAGGAAAGGUCACAGUUUGAGAUCUUGAAAUCUCAAAUGUAUGCAGAGCGUCUGGCCAAGAGGAAUCGCCGAGCAAAGAGAGCCAGGGCCUUGCCAGAAGAGGAACCAGCAGCAGUACCAGCAGGUCCCAAGAAGAAGAAAAAAGUGUCUGUGUUUGAUGAAGAGCUGACCAACACGAGCAGGAAGGCUCUGAAGCAGUACCGUGCUGGCCCAUCGUUUGAAGAUCGAAAACGCCUGGGCAUUGCCCAGCGUAGGAAAGGAGGGAACUUCAAAUCCAAGUCCAGGUAUAAGAGGAAGUAAGAACUGUUGGCAGUUACCAGAGAGGUAAUUUCAGACAUGCUCUGUACAGAGCCUCGAUUUCUUUGUACUGCAAGGAGACAAGUUCAGUAAAGUUGAAGUUUUUCUUCAAGCUCUGGAAUGGCUUUGGGAUAUUUGCCAAUACUUGGUUGAAGACCCUGUGUGAAGACAUCUGUAGCAGCCCAUGCAAUAAAGAAUUAUUUUUCUUUUAGGAGGUUUA